AUGCGGGCAUGGAGCGCGCACAACCGCGGAGGCGGUGGCAGUUAUGGUGGCAGUGGCUCGGGCUCGGCGUCCUCGGGGAACUCGCACGAGUGGAAGAAGGACCCGUCGGGCCGCUGGCACUACAUCGGGAUGCCGCUGCCCUCAUCGGCCCAGCCCCCCAGGGCCCACCGCCUAUGGACAUGCAAGGGCUGCGGCAGCACGAACCACACUCGGACCGCGUGUGGCACGUGCGGCAUGAAACGGACGUACUCGGAGGUGGCGUCGACACCCACCACCAUGCCAGCUGCAGACCGUGCCUCGCCGACGUCCAGCAACCCGGUGGCGAAACAGUUGGCCUCGGUGGCGGCGGCUCUUGCGGCAACCACUCCAACGACUGCACCACCAGCGCCAGUGCACGCCGCGCCCCCAGCCCAGCCAGCGGAGCCAACGCCAGCCGACGCUACUCCCCAGCCGUCGACACCUCCGCCCACUCGGGCCGUGCUGUUGGCGGACAUCCGGCAGCUGGAGACAGGCUUAGCCUCCAUGACGUCUCCUCUGAUGACAUCAGCCAAAGCCGAGCUGGAGGAGCGCUUGGCGGAGAAGCGCUCCGAGCUACACGCGCUGCGGCGCGAGCAGGCCGAGCAGGCAUUUUCGCUGGCUCAGACAGCGUUAACGGCAGCAGUCGAGGAGGAGAAGAACCUGACCACGCAGCUGACGGAACUCGAAGCAUCAGUCGGAGCCGGGGCACCGACUCCCGAACUGUGCAUGGCCGCGUUGGGCGAACAGCUCAAGGCCGCGGUCCAGCAGAUCCGCUCGUUCGACAACGUUGACCCCUCGGUUGGCGAGGAGGCGCAGCGCGAGUGGGAGACGCUCUUCCAGGCGACACUCCAGGCUGCCGAGGCCGCCAUGCAGACUGCCAGGGCCAACAUCCCCAAGAGGCUCAAUGGCAAGCAACCCUCUCAGCACCCCCGGGAAGACCCGCCGAAGCCCUUGGAUCGCCGAUUCAACGAGAAGCAGAAAGUCCAGACCCACCUCGAUGCGUGGUUCACCCCCAAGAGGCCGAUUGCGCCGCCAGCUGCCCCACUGCAGCAGUCAGGCGCUGCCCACCGCCGCGUGAUUGAGGAGACCGAGGACACUGUGCAGAUCGGCGAUUCCGACGUCUCCAUGUACAACACUGUGCGUGGGACUGCCACUCCCGCAGCCCAGCUGCAUCUCGACUUCCGCGCCUGGAACGCCAUCGCACUCGAGCUACACGGUGGGCCUCUCAUCGCCGUCAGCUCGAUGGCCCUGCUCGCCGCCCCCUCGCUGGCUACGUGGGCCGAGGCCGCGCUGCUCGUCCGCGACUUGGGGCCCUGGUCUCGGACGCCCUCGGGGUUCAGCUUUGGCUUGAUCGUGAAUUGGGCCAUCCUGUCGUUCAAUGGCGUGGACGAGCGCCUCGAGUUUGGGACGGACCUUUCUUCAACCGCUGUCGACCUCAGGGCACGGUUCCCCGACGCCUGCUGGCGCGCGCAGCGAUCGCCCGCGCCUCUCGUGUCGCAGUCCACUUUCUUCGCGCCGGGCGCGGCGGUGGACUUGGUCAACGCCCGCGCGCGAGACCGCGCGCUGGGAGGGGCACUUCGGCGACGUUUCAAGGGGGAGCUCGCCGCCCUUCACGACGCGCGGCAACCGGUGCAGCCCGCCCACGGCGACCCGUUGCUGCUGGGCGUCGGGCCCGACGAAACAGCCGCGGCCUACCGCGCAGUUGGCUGCGAAGGGGGCGUUGGCAUCGACGGCGCCCCUGCCGAGAUCUUGUGGCGCGGCGGCCAUCUCCAGCGCAUCCACAAGCAGCAGGGUGACAGCAGGAUCUGCGACGACCACCGCGGCGUCCUCCUAGCGGAUCACGCUGGGAAAGGCUUGGCAGGCAUCUUCAAGGACGUGUUGGAACCCGCCGUCAACGAACGCCUGCCAGACGCGCAAUUCGGAGCAGAUGCCGCGCGAGGGGCGGACUUUGCAACGCACGUGGUCUUCGCUACCAUCGCCUUGGCCCAGUCGCGGCAGGCGCUGGUGUUCCUUCUGUCUGUUGACUCGACAAAAGCGUUCGGCAAAGUUAUCCAGCCACUUGUCAUGGGCUGGGGCAGCGUGGAUCAUGAUCACCGCGAGCGCUGCCUCCAACAGCUCGGGGUUGCACCGCGUGCGGCUCGGCGCUCGGUGGACGUCCGCGAGCGAUGGCGGCAAGCGGACGGCGGCCUGGCCAUUCCGGUCUCGAAGUCUGACCAGCUGCUUCGCGUGGGCGAAGAGUGCAAGCACCUCGGUGCAUGGGUGUCCGCGCGCGGCGUUUCAGUCCGCAAUGCCGCUCAUAGCCUCGUCCUCUCCCGCCUCACCUUCAAGGCGCUUCGCCGCUUAUCAGGGGUUGACGUGAGAGCGCUUCUGCGCUUUGUUGGUGACCCUCGCUUCUCGAAAGACGUGGCCAUGACCGACCGAGAGGUCUGGGGAAAGAUUGGUCAGCCCUCGCUCGAUUGCAUGCUGAUGGUGGCGCGCAUGAGGUAUUUUGGCAGGCUGGCCCGGAAUCGACCGCCAUCCCUCCUGGCCUUGCUGCAGGCUGUCACUGGGGAGCCAGAACUACCGUGGUUGGCGACAAUCCGGAUCGACGUCGAGCGGGUGCGCGCGCUUGGCCUCGCCUCGCGUGUGGUCUGCCUUCUUUGCGGGGCGGUUCGCAAGCGUGGCUUGGCCUACUCCGGGGCGCCGCCAAGUGACGCUGGCUCCAGCCAUCUUGGCCCCGCCUUGCUCUGGCACCUCUCGGGCUCGCCGCUCCUGCCGUGCAGACGGGCCGUCGCGAUGUUCCGCGUGGUGCCGGCGGCCGUGCUGCGGCCCCUCCUCGGCGUCGCCGCCUACAGCGUGUGGUACGCCUGCGUGGCCCUGCACGGGCUGCUGAGGCUGUUCGCGCCGCUGCUGCGGCCUCGGGCGAGGGGCCCGCACGCGGGCAAGACCGUGCUCGUGACGACGGGCCGCCAGGCCAAGACGCUGCACGGCGUGAGGGCGCUGAAGGAGAUCGGCUGCCGCGUCAUCGUGUCGGACUACCAGGAGAUGAGCGCCAGCGCCGUCUCCACCUCGUGCGACGGUGCGGCGACCCUGGCUCCGCUGGACCCCCGGGGCCUGGGGAAGUGGGUGGACCAUCUGGAGCAGGAGAAGGUAGACCUGGUGCUGCCCAUGUCCACCAUCAACGAGGCCCUCUUCAUCGGCGUCGCGAAGGACUGGCUCCAGGCGAGGCUGCCCGACGUCCAGUUUGCCUGCGAGGGCCUGGAGAUGAUGACCCGGCUGGACAACAAGGCGCAGUUCGACCAGAUGUGCCGCGAGUGUGGCGUGCCCGUGCCCGAGGCUGGCGUUGCCACCAGCAGAGAGGAUCUGGAGAACGGGUCCAUUCCGUUCGGGGAGAUGGACGUCAUCAUCAAGCGGAUCGAGUCGAGCAUCAACCGGGAGGAGGAGAUCAAGCUAGUUCGCAGGGGGGAGAAGGUGCCCGAAUCGGUGCAGCCCACGCCGUCGGAUCCGUGGCAGUGGCAGCGCUUCAUCCGUGGCACCGAGUACUCCGCGUGGUUCGUGGCAGUGGACGGCAAGAUCACCUUCCAGGGCUGCUACCGUUCGGAGAGCGACCUCCUGUUCUUCGAUGGCAUCCCCGUGCCCGAGGACGUCGAGAAGGCGAUCGCGGGACUCAUCGCCAAGCACAAGCUCACAGGCCAGUACGCCUUUGACUACUUCCGCGAGGACUCCACGGGCAAGUUCUUUGUGAUCGAGUGCAACCCUCGCGCCUCCUCUGUGCUGGAGGGCGUGUCCGGGACUCCGGGCUGGGGCGCCAGCUUCUUCGGCGACGACGUUCGCCCAGCCACGCAGUACCAGAAGGUGGGCUUCUGGUUCCACCAGAACUGCUGGCCGUUCGUGGCGGAUCGCACCGAGGGGUUCUGGGCCUGGUCCGACCCUCUGCCCGUCCUCGUGGCGGAGCUCGCCUGGCCGCUGGAGAUGCUGCGCAUCAAGGGCGCGCUCCGCGGGGGCGCGCUGCCCAGGGAUCCCAAGGGCAUUCCGAUCGAGGCCGGGGAGCCGCUGACCGCGAGGUUCCCCGCGGCCUUCGAGGCCCUGGGUCUGAACUAUCACCACCUCGACGUGAACAUCGGCAAGGUCAUCGUGCCCGGGCCAACCGUGGGCCGCGACUACGCGUACUUCGAGGAGAUCGCGCGGGACACGCGCGCGUCCUUCCUGCGGGCGCAGGUCCGCGAGCGCGGCGCGUCCCCCAGCGUGCUGUGCGCCAGUGCAGAGGUGGCCCGCGCGCUGGUGGGCAUGGACGGGUGCGCGCCGAAAGUCACACGGCUCGUGCAGGACCCGAUGGAGAUGAUGCAGGCGGCGCGGGAGAACCAGUGCCUCAAGGAGAGCCUGAUCCUGGGGAGCCCCAGGUCGACGCUGCGCAACCUCGCGCAGCAGCACAAGGCCUUCGACGCCAUCUUCCUCCACGAGGAGCUGCUCGCAGCCGUGCCCUCCUCCCUCGUGGUGCCCGGCGGCCGCGUCCUCUCGCUGGAGGCCCUGCCCGCGGGCCGCAAGGCGUGCUGA
Molecule: messenger RNA, 4551 nt
Organism: Prorocentrum cordatum
Lineage: Eukaryota; Dinophyceae; Prorocentrales; Prorocentraceae
Source: the annotation of a GenBank genome assembly